Messenger RNA from Mercenaria mercenaria, 2625 nucleotides. RefSeq lists its product as uncharacterized. The transcript is spliced from 5 exons. The coding region runs from base 1 to 906 and encodes 301 amino acids. The record is from RefSeq and is a predicted model, not a curated record. Lineage: Eukaryota; Metazoa; Mollusca; Bivalvia; Venerida; Veneridae.
AUGUCUUGUAAGGAACAUGCUGAUUUUACUUCUGCGUGCACCGUGUAUUUGCAUCCUUUAGGUUUCAACAGUCAAGUUCUUCAAAUUUUCAUCCCAUCCUUUUACAUAACCAUUCGGGCGUAUAUUGCUCCGCUUGGCGGAGCUCUUGCUUGUUAUCAUAUAACACAUUUGUUAUCUACAAGUCAAUUACAUUCGAGACAGGUUGAUUCCGACAGUAGAGACUCACUUCAGACAAUUGCCCUGCUGGAGAUAUACAAGUCACAGAGAGCUAUAGCCUAUUAUCUUGAAUUGGCAUAUCUUUCUUUCUUUGACUACCCCGAAAUCAAAAAGGAGGUAUUAACGGCAUCGCAGUCUGCCAAGGAAAAACAUGGAAUCACAGCUCACCGUGAAUGGCAUUGCUUAGUCAACGAAUUAAACUGGGAACUGGAGGUUCUUACCAAUUAUCGUUUUAGCAAUAUAGAUAUAGCCAUUAAGUGUGCAUAUAGUCUGAAAGUUUUUUUAACAGAAGAACUACAGAAAAGUUAUAUUGAACUUCAAGACAUUAUCCGGAAUCUCAUAAAACGUUGCGAAAAUUUCACAAAUUUGCAUAAACACAAGGAAGCAAAAGCACGCAAUAAAAAAUCCCUUCGUUCAGAGGAUUCUCAUUCUGGAAUUAGGAGGAUGAUGAUUGAGAAGGAUGCAAGUAGUAUUUAUUCCGGUAGCUACAAGUUCGUUCCUAAAGAAGACGUAAAAGCAUAUACAUUUGUGCUAGAUAAAAACACUGAAAUAGCCAAAUAUUCCAGCAAACAUUACAAAGGAAAACCGGAAAUGAAAAUAUUUAAGCAGGAGGACAUGCCUAGCAUAAGGGCUGGAGGUAAACAUAAAGACAUGGUCUCUCCCGGUUUGAAAACCCUCAAAAUUCUGUAAUUAACUUACUACUAUUCUAAUUCAACAAUCAAAUAAACAGCUGUUUUCCAUAUUAAGUACUUUUCAAAAACACACUUAAAGGUAAUGGACCUGUAAGUAUGUGCCUCCUUUUGAAGAGUAUUCAGUUCCUACCAUAAACCUACUCAUACACAUAUUUUGACUAAUUUUUAAGAAUGGCGUGGAUUCAAGUCGUAGCAGGACCAAAAUUGUUUUUUCUUUAUUAUAUUUCUUUCUUAGUUUAAACUGUAUUUAUUUCCACAAAUUGUAUAUACAAACAUGAGUACUAUAUUUAAAUUAACAAAGUUUGAUAAAAAGACAUACAUCAAUCAAAAUAGUACAAACAAACAAACAAAGAAAUUUUCAAUCGAAUGGAUUGGAAAACAAGCUACUUAAAACUUAUAUAAAUUCCGCUCCAUAAGAAAAACAGAGGUUAGGUGAAGAAUAGUAACUAGGCUGUGUAAGUAUGUGUAUCAUGUUGUGUUAAUCGGAAUAUGAAUGUGAAAAAUAAAUGCAUAAUGCAAAGUUUUUGUGUGUGUGUGUGUGUUUUUUUUGUGUGUUUUUUUUGUGUGUUUUUUGGUUUGUGUGUGUGUGUGUGUGUGUGUGUGUGUGUGUGUGUGUGUGUGUUUUAAUGAUGAUUGAAGAAUUAACGAGCAUUUUUAUGCUAUUGUCUCUCGUCGUCGUUUGGGGGUGGGAGAGGGGAGAUGUUGAUUGUCGCAGCUUAUGUACUGAAUCUAUUUGUUGAGAUGAUAAAUCGUUGAACGUCAGUGAAUAGGGAAAUAUUACGUUGAUAAGAUAGAUGUUCAUCACCAUACAGUAGAUUGUUAAGAGUUAGAGCGCAUUGGAGAUUGGAAAAUAUGUCAGUUCGAAGAUUUUGGUAUUUUCGACAAUGGAGCAGAUAAUGGUCGACAGUUUCUAUCUCACCACAAUCACAUCUAGCGGUGUUUGUGAUUCCUCGGCGGUUGAGGUCAUAGUUAAGGGAGCUACAACCUAGACGUAAUCGAGCAUGAAGAAUUUGGCCUUUUCUGGAUCCAGCAUUAAAUAAAGGAUUUGAUUUCGGUAGGUUUUUAUUCAGAUUUGAUUUGAAGGCAUUGACUGAAGGAGAUGAUUUGAUAUGUUGAGGAAGUAAGUUCCAGUCGUUUAUUGUCUGAGGAAGAAAGGAAGAUUUGUAUGAAUGUGACUGGCAAAGGAUAUUUCUGAUGUUUCUUUGAUUAAAUCUAGUAUUGAUAUUAUGUUGGUUUUCAGGAAUUAGUGAAGACAGGUAGGCGGGUGAUAGACCAUUGACCAUUUUAUAGAACAAAACAAGGCGAUAUUUUUUUCGUCGUUCUGUCAGAGGUUCCCAACCGAGAUCGAAUAAGAGUUUCUGGAUGUUACAGAGUUUAGUGGCACCGGUGACUAUACGUGCAGCCUCGUUCUGGACGGCCUCGAUUUCAUUCUUAAGAGCUUCUGUACAGUUGUCCCAAACAACAUCAGAAUAUUCCAGGAUUGGACGAAUAAAUGAAAAGUACAUUCGUUCGAGACUUCGUCGAUUUAAUAGAUAUUUAAGGGAUCUCAUUAUUCCAAUUCGUUGCCAAGCUUUUUUCAAAGUAAUAGAUAUAUGUGAGGACCAUUUUAGAUCCGAGGAAAAGGUGAGACCGAGAUGUUUGUGUUCAGUCACUUCAGUGAUUGGUAUAUUGUUCAUAUAUAAUUGAGCAUGAUUGGGUUUGUAGAGUUUUCUUGAAA